AUGUCUAUGAAUAAUUCUCCAAAUGUGUUUUCAGAUCCCAACCUGAAUCGAUUUCAGGUCAAUGUCAUUAAUGAAAACAAUGAAAACACAACCCAUCCUCAGGGAGAUGCUGAUUCCCAACGUUACGAAGAGACGUCCUUCGCGGCGGAUGCCAACAACAGACUCCAAAUCAGCUACAGGCCAGGAAACCGAGAAGGAUACGACAACUCCUUUCCAAAUGGAGACUCUACUAAAACCGGUGGAAGCUUUCACCCCUAUGACACUCAUAAUAACACAUAUUAUUUGAAGACAUUCGGCCAUAAUACAAUGGACGUCGUACCUAAAAUUGAUUAUUACCGAAACUCUGGCAGCGUCAGCGGAGUCAAAAUGAACAGACCGAGCCUGAUGGAGAUCCAUGAGCAGCUGUCAAAGAACAUCACAGUGUCUUCUGGUUCAGUCGACAAAUUUGCCAAACUGGAUGGAAGUGGAGGAGACGGCGAACUCAACAAGGAGGAAGAACUCAAAGGCGGCUUUGUGAAAUUUGGAUGGGUGAAAGGGGUCCUGGUGAGAUGCAUGCUGAAUAUCUGGGGUGUGAUGCUGUUCAUUCGCCUCUCCUGGAUUAUUGGCCAAGCAGGAAUCGGUCUUGGAGUCAUAGUCAUUUGCCUGAGUGUGGUAGUCACUACUUUAACAGGUAUCUCCAUGUCUGCCAUAUGUACAAAUGGAGUGGUAAGAGGAGGUGGAGCUUAUUACCUGAUCUCCAGAAGUUUAGGACCUGAAUUUGGAGGCUCCAUUGGCCUCAUCUUUGCCUUUGCUAACGCCGUGGCUGUAGCCAUGUACGUCGUUGGGUUUGCCGAAACGGUGGUGGAGCUCCUCAAGGGAAGCAAUGCUCUAAUGGUAGAUGCAACCAAUGAUAUCAGAAUAAUAGGUGCCAUAACUGUAGUCAUACUUCUGGGGAUUUCUGUGGCUGGUAUGGAAUGGGAAGCAAAGGCCCAAGUGGUUCUUCUAGUUAUCCUUCUUGUUGCUAUCGUCAAUUUCUUCAUUGGGACUGUCAUUCCAAGCAACAAUGAAAAGAAGGCAAGAGGAUUUUUUAAUUAUCAAGCCUCAAUAUUUGCAGAAAACUUUGGACCAGAAUUCAGAGGCGACGAAGGGUUUUUCUCAGUGUUUGCCAUUUUCUUCCCCGCAGCCACAGGUAUUCUGGCCGGAGCCAAUAUUUCUGGAGACCUGGAGGAUCCACAAGAUGCCAUCCCCAAAGGAACAAUGUUGGCCAUUCUACUCACAACAAUUGCUUAUCUGGCAGUAGCCAUCUGUGCAGCUGCUUGUGUCGUGCGCGACGCCACUGGGAAUGUCAAUGAUACGGUUGUAUUCGGGAUGAAUUGCAAUGGAUCAUCUGCUUGUGCCCUGGGCUAUGAUUUCUCCAGCUGUAAAACCCAGACAUGUGAUUAUGGGCUGAUGAAUAAUUUCCAGGUUAUGAGUAUGGUUUCCGGAUUUGGUCCCUUAAUUACGGCUGGAAUAUUUUCGGCUACGCUUUCAUCCGCACUUGCUUCGCUUGUCAGUGCACCCAAGGUUUUCCAGGCUCUGUGCAAGGAUAACAUCUACCGAGCUCUCCACUUUUUUGCCAAAGGAUAUGGGAAAAACAAUGAGCCAAUAAGAGGAUAUGUCCUUACUUUCGUCAUUGCCAUGGCCUUCAUUUUGAUCGCCGAACUGAACACCAUUGCUCCCAUCAUCUCCAACUUCUUCUUGGCUUCAUACGCACUGAUCAAUUUCUCGUGUUUCCAUGCAUCAUAUGCAAAAUCUCCAGGUUGGAGGCCUGCUUUCAGAUACUACAAUAUGUGGAUCUCCCUUUUCGGAGCGGUGCUGUGCUGUGCCGUCAUGUUCGUCAUCAACUGGUGGGCCGCUCUCAUCACUUACGCUAUCGAGUUAUUUCUUUACAUUUAUGUCACGUACAAGAAGCCAGAGGUAAAUUGGGGGUCAUCCUCGCAGGCCCUCUACUACGUCAAUGCCAUUGACUCUGCACUAGACCUAACAACAGUGGAUGAUCAUGUGAAAAACUUCAGGCCGCAGUGUUUGGUAUUAACAGGGGGACCCAUGAUCAGACCAGCUUUGUUGGACAUUGCGCAUUCGUUCACAAAGAACAACGGGCUCUGCAUGUGUUGUGAAGUGUACACAGGCCCACGCAAGCUGUGCGUUACAGAGAUGAACAGUGGCAUGGCAACGAAGCAGGCUUGGCUGGCAAAGAACAAAAGGAAAGCCUUUUAUGCGGCGGUGGCAGCUGACAGCUUUCGAGACGGAGUCAAAAGUCUCCUUCAAGCCUCCGGAUUGGGCAGAAUCAGACCGAACACCUUGGUGUUUGGAUUUAAAAAGAACUGGAGACAUUCCACGGCAGCGCAAGUUGAAAAUUACGUGGGCAUCAUUCAUGAUGCAUUUGACUUCGAAUUCGGUGUGAUCAUUGUUCGAAUAAGCCAAGGAUUUGACAUCUCGCAAGUCCUCCAGGUUCAAGAGGAACUGAAGAGGCUGGAGCAGGAGAGGCAAGCUCUUGAAGCGACCAUUAAAGACAGUGAAUUUGAAGAAGGGAAUGGGGGCAUUCGUGGAUUCUUCAGAAGAGCCACCAAGCUUCACAUUACCAAGACCAUGCCCCCAAAAGGCAACAGCAUUAACACAAUCUCUUCCAUGCAUAUGGGUGAAUUCAAUCAGCGACUGCUUGAAGCCAGCACUCAGUUUAAAAAGAAGCAAGGGAAAGGAACUAUUGAUGUGUGGUGGCUGUUUGAUGAUGGAGGGCUAAUACUCCUGAUUCCCUACAUUCUCACUCUACGGAAAAAGUGGAAGGAUUGUAAACUAAGGAUCUUUACUGGAGGAAAAGUCACUCGCCUCGAAGAGGAGAAGCUAAGGAUGGCUUCACUUUUAAGUAAAUUCAGAAUAAAGUUUGCUGACAUUAACAUAAUUGGUGACAUCAAUAUGAAACCCAGCAAAGAGAGCUGGAAAUUCUUUGAAGAGAUGAUUGAACCAUAUCGCCUCCAUGAGAGCUGCAAAGAUUUAACAAUUGCUGAGAAAUUAAAGAGAGAGGCACCGUGGAAAAUCACCGAUGCAGAACUAGAAGCGUUCAAGGAGAAGAGCUACCGCCAAGUCCGUUUGAAUGAACUUUUGCAGGAACACUCUAGAGCUGCUAAUCUGAUAGUUCUGAGCUUACCAGUGGCAAGAAAAGGAAUCAUAUCUGAUUACCUCUAUAUGGCUUGGUUAGAAAUCCUGUCAAAGAAUCUGCCUCCAGUUUUGCUUGUCCGAGGGAACCACAAAAAUGUGCUAACGUUUUACUCUUAACACAUGGAAUAUGGAAUCCAUUAUAUGCAUUCUGUAUUAAGAUGAAAUUAUUGGGAGGAAAUGCUAAAAAGCAACCGCAUCUCGAUAUCUGACAUAUUUGAAUUUACUUCCCUAUAUAGUGUAAAAAAAUCACUUCAGUGUUAUCAUCGAACAGUGCAAAGCUGAAUUACACACAGAUCUCAAAUGCUGGCCCUUCUGUAGUCAAAAUGUUAUCACAUAAAUGGAACAUUAUCAGCGUGCUCUGAAAACCUGAAGGUUUACAGAAGUACAAAACGCAGAACCCAUUUAUUUGAUAAAUGGGAAAGAGAAAACACAGAGGCGGGGAAGAGGAAUGAUAUGGAAAGGGAUAUCCUUAAAAAAACAUUGAACAGCAGCAGUAUGCAUUAUAGGAUUUAGUUGCAGAUCUUACUUAUAUCCCAUAAUAUAUGCCACAAAAAUAAUAUUUUUUAAGAUUUUUAUUGUAUGGCCAUUUUCAAGAAGAAAUCGUCUUUGCAAAGGAUUCAGAUUGCCUAAUUGUUAAGAAUGAUUUAUCACUAACACUAUAAUGGUGGGAUCCAGCAUACGAGAGGGCAUCAGGUUCCAGCUACAAAGGCCACUCCGUUGAUGCCCCCAUGUCCAACCUCAUUGAUUUUUCCCCCUUUUAGAAACAUAUAAUUAGAAAACUAAACUUUCAAAAGUUUUAAAGCUGGGAGAAGGAGUGCUCGACACAGUCCUAUAUAAAAAGUCUACUUAGUACAGAGUUCUUAGAAAUCAUGGGAGUAGGGGUAGAAUAAAUAUAUUCAUGUAUUGUCAAAGGCUUUCAUUGCCAGAAU
Messenger RNA from Anolis sagrei ordinatus, 4103 nucleotides. NCBI's taxonomy places the organism in Eukaryota, Metazoa, Chordata, Lepidosauria, Squamata, Anolidae. The record is from RefSeq and is a predicted model, not a curated record.